This is a messenger RNA of Aureobasidium melanogenum CBS 110374, 1209 nucleotides long. RefSeq lists its product as uncharacterized. The transcript has a single exon. The record is from RefSeq and is a predicted model, not a curated record. The coding region runs from base 1 to 1209 and encodes 402 amino acids. Lineage: Eukaryota; Fungi; Ascomycota; Dothideomycetes; Dothideales; Saccotheciaceae.
AUGCCAUCAAUCAAGUUAUGUAAAGAGCCAGACGACGCAUUGAGCACGGAGCCUUUGCUUUCAUUCCCUCGUUUGAAGAAUCUUAUUGUCGAUCAAGUUGGAUACGAUGCCGACUUAACACACACCACUGUUGAGCAAAAGCUGUGUCCAUCUAUUGAGUCGAUAUUCUUCUUCAGCUGGGCUAAUGGAUUCGAUAAGGAUCUCUUGGCUGCCAUAAGCUCAAAGUGUCCCCGACUGCGCUCCAUCAAACUGGAAAGAAUCAAUACGAACGACACUGAUGUUACACCUAAGGAUUUCGACAACUUCUUCCGGAUCAAACCAUUCGAGAGCAUAAGACUCGACUUCCCACCGCCGCUUAUGAGUGUCGAUCUCAUCUCUACUUUUGCCAACAUGAAGACUCUUACAAAGUUGUCUAUCACAGAACGACUAACACCGCAACAAAUCCCAGGAGCUUUCUCGAAUGAAAGUGCUUCGUUCUUCCAGAAUCUCCAUGAGGUUGAUCUGAUGCUUGAUCGGGAGUCUGUAGAGCCCAUAACUCUGGCGAUUCGCCACGCUUCGAAAGUGGACCUCAACAUAUGGUCUCAACCGGAUGAACAGAUGACUAUGUUUUCAAACCUCAAACACAUGGUAAAUCUCAAGGAACUGGAGCUGGAAUUUGAAGGAGAUGGUACCUUGUUGCAAAGCGAAGAUCUGUGCUGUUUUGGGACCUUGACGAACCUUGAACAUCUUGUUUGUGCCGCCAGGGAAGAAGACUAUGAUCCAAUCAUUCUCGAAUCUUCCGAUGAUGCCGAUUUGCGAAGGAUAUUACCUGGCUUGCCACGCCUGCAGCGCUUGGAAUGGCUUCUCGAGACUGACAUCUCGGUUGAGACUUUAGAAACACUGUCAACUCAUUGCCCUGAACUUUCGCUGGCGAAUUUUCUUGGAUCCUGGGACCUCGUUGCUCUUACUGAUGUGCCCGGAUGCUUGUUCCCAGAAUUGAGGAAUCUCACACUGUGCAAGCCUCAUGUCAAGACCCGUAGAGGCCCCGUUCCCGCUAGGCGAUGUGCUGUGCUAAUUCUCCGUCACGCACCCAAGCUCGAGAAGUUUACCUUUGUGGAAAAACCACAAUCAAAUGUUCUUCUUGCUUGGAGAAAAUUGAAAGAAGCUAAGAGACAGUUUAGAGAGAGUUCUUUCGAGCAAUUAGUAUCGACAAUCAUGAAUGAUGGCUAG